Messenger RNA from Periophthalmus magnuspinnatus, 978 nucleotides. RefSeq names its product inositol monophosphatase 1-like. The transcript is spliced from 9 exons. NCBI's taxonomy places the organism in Eukaryota, Metazoa, Chordata, Actinopteri, Gobiiformes, Gobiidae. Bases 90 to 926 code for a protein of 278 amino acids. Gene Ontology annotation, molecular function: inositol monophosphate 1-phosphatase activity. The record is from RefSeq and is a predicted model, not a curated record. Gene Ontology annotation, biological process: signal transduction; inositol metabolic process; phosphatidylinositol phosphate biosynthetic process.
UGCCAGCUUUUAAAAAUGAAGCUUCCAUCCUACAAGUCUACACCGGCACUUCUCAUCACUGUUCACAGGUUCAACUAGAAGAAAAAGCAAUGGCUGACCCGUGGCUCGAAGCUUAUAACUUUGCGAUUGAAAUUGCAAAGAAAGCCGGAGCGGAAAUCCGAAGGGCGUCUGAAAGUGAAAUUAAAAUCUCCACUAAGAGCUCCACGGUGGACCUGGUCACUGCUACUGAUGUAAGGGUGGAGAAAAUCAUCAUCGGGGCUCUCAAAGAAAAAUUUGGGGAUGAUGUGCAUUGUUUUAUUGGUGAAGAGUCAGCUUCCAAAAAAGGAGCCUGCAUCCUGACAGAUGAACCUACCUGGAUUAUUGACCCUGUGGACGGAACCACCAACUUUGUACAUGGAUUCCCCUUCGUGGCCGUGUCCAUUGCCUUUGCGGUUAAUAAAGAGUUGGAGUUUGGUGUGGUGUACAGCUGCUUUGAAGACAAACUGUACAAAGGGCGGAAAGGACAGGGGGCCUACUGUGACGAAGAGUCCAUUCAAGUAUCGGACAACAAAGACAUUAAGAAGUCAGUCAUCAUUUCAGAAUUUGGGACAGACCGAGAUCGAUCCAAAGUGAAAAAGAUCUGCUCCACUAUGGAACGAAUCCUUCUGAUACCAGUUCAUGGGAUCCGUGGCACAGGAACAGCCGCCACUAACAUGUGCAUGGUAGCGCGUGGAUCGGUGGAGGCCUUCUUCGAGAUCGGUAUCCACUGUUGGGACGUAGCAGCUGGAGCGGUCAUCGUCCAGGAAGCAGGGGGCGUGGUCUGUGAUGUAGAUGGAGGGCCUUUUGACCUCAUGUCCAGAAGAAUGAUGUGUGCAAACCAUGCUGAUAUCGCAAACCGGGUCAUUAAAGAAAUCGAAAUAUUCCCAUCAGACAGGGAUGAUCAGUAGAGGGCGCUCUUCAAAAAUAGAAUGUACUGUUUUUCCUGUAGUUGUAAUAAAG